Pisolithus orientalis is the source of this 3168-nucleotide messenger RNA. RefSeq lists its product as uncharacterized. The coding region runs from base 154 to 3054 and encodes 966 amino acids. The record is from RefSeq and is a predicted model, not a curated record. NCBI's taxonomy places the organism in Eukaryota, Fungi, Basidiomycota, Agaricomycetes, Boletales, Pisolithaceae. The transcript is spliced from 6 exons.
AAGUCAGUUAUGCCUACUUCAUUAUGUAAUCACGCGGCAUUGCAUUAGGAGCUGCCUAAUUUGGGUGCCACCUUGACCACACUUCUCUGCCUGUGCUCCAGCGAACCAGGGCAUAGAGUCUGACACUAACUAGGUCGUUUUCAGCUUGGCUAGAUGGGAGACAAAGGUUCCUCCAUAGAUCCAGUAGCCAGCUGCACAUUGCGCAUGGAAGACCCUCCCGCUCGAUCACCCCGCAUUCGGCUUCCGGACAGGUUCCUCACAUCUCGGUCUCAUGGAGGGUCUUCUGGGUCAUCCUUCCCGUCUUCUUUGCAGGAACCUAUUUCAUUUUCAAGGUUGGAUGUGCUUGACCCGGUGGGUUUGAAUGAGUCCAGGCGACGUGCUCAAUCGUUUGGCUUGGAGUCCAAUGAACACGAACGAAACACCGUGAAGAAACCUUCCGUGCGUUACGGAUCACGCAGGAGGUCAAAGCGUGCCAGCCAGGGUCCUCGAUGGUCGGGUUUAAUGGAAGAGUCACUGAUGCCCGACUUCCAGCCCGGCGCCUUCUCGGAUGAGUACGACCUGUAUCCCAAGAUUUUACAAGAUGUACAGAGAGCUCUGCAGUUGCAGUCGCGACGCAGAGAUCGCAGGUCAUAUCAGGCUAGGCCCUCAGACGACGACACAUCACAAUUGACCAACGUUGUUGAUUCCUUCACUGCCCGUCCGUCCAGCUCUUCGACAACACCAAUGGAACAGUCCACAUCCGAUCAUCUACUGGUUACUCCGCUGCAAUCGGCCGUAGACUUUAGUCCACUUACGAAGUCGGUCCCUCUCCAUCCUGUCCCUCUAUCCUCUAACGGAGGGGCUACUCUUGACUGGGCUGGUUCACAGUCUGAAGAUGAAAAGUUGGACAAGCUAUGGCCAAUACACAAGGGUAGGCGUAAGGGAAAGGAGAAGGUACCACCCGCAAAUCGAGCAUUCAUUGAAAAGCAAGAAGCACUCUUCAUAGACAGGAUUGCCAGAAUCAGAGCAGAGGCAUCUGCAACGACAGUUCGGAAAGCAGUUAUUGUGAAAGAGCAGCUUGGUCGCCAGUAUAAUGUGGUGUUCAGUUCAAUUGCCAACGGACUCACUAUCAACUUGGCCGAGGUGCUUGAUAUGCGGGCCUGGUUAGAUGGUGCUGAGCCUUUGACGUGGCUGAAGCAUCUGUUAGAUAAUCGGGGGAAUGACCAUGUAAGAUGGCGCGUGUCAGCUCUCCUUAUGGAAGAGUAUGCAAGGUUCAAGAAGGGCGCAGGCCACGGACACCCUUCUCCUAUUGUUGGCUCAACGGUGUCAUCCCCGUCGUUCCCUCGUAUCUCUCACCUCACAUUGCAAAGUCACCUAUCUCAAUCACGGCUUCGUCAGACGCCUCCCCCAGUACUUCCUGCCAGCAAGGCUCGCUUACCAGAGAGUCAUAUAUCGUUUAGUCCGCUCGUGGCAAACUCUCGCGACUCUAUCGACGACUCUCAAGGUCAUGGACAUGCAAGGGUCAAGGGCUGGCGACGGUCCUUACCCACAUUUAUCGAAGGCGCAAGUGCCCGUGUUAAUCCCUUCCCAUAUAGCGCUGUCACACCACCAGGAAGCCUCUCUCCCGCGAGCAGCCAUUUCGGCUUCCGCGACGCCGUUCGCCGCUUCCCUGAAGAGGGGUCUUCUUCAGCCCAUGGCUCUCAAUCUGAGGAUCAAAAUGAUUCUUCUCUUGAUGCAUCUCGAUUAAACCCUAGGCAGAAGCGCGAGCCCCGUUUUCUACUUCGCAGAGUCCAACCAUCCCGGCCACCAUCACCAGGGAUGAACGAUAGAGGGGGACCCUCUGAUCCGCCAUCGCCUGUCGCGUCGAGAGCCGAAAUCGAAGGUCAUAUACAGAACGACACUGUCAAUCCUGAGGCAUUACCCUCGAAGAGUGCAAUUGUGGAUAAGGGAGACUCGACCCUCUCUGGCGAUGCCCCUCCCAAGCCUUCAUAUCGCAGUAUAUCGUUACCGCUUGGUAAUUGUAUGCCCUUCAAGCCGGCCUCAGAGAACGACGAAGGCAAACUAGAGGCGGAGUAUGGCCUUAGAUGGAGGAUACUUGAGGAGUUGAAGGGUCACAAUCAUAGGCUCCGUCAUAGGCUGCAGAGGGUAGCAGCCGAUAUCCGCGAAUACGAGAUUCUUUGUUCAAAUGCACUGCCUACCCUCGGAAUUUCGUACCGUAGUCUCCCUCCAGAGCUCCUCGAUGCCAUUGGCCAUGACCCUUCCUCGGUAACCGGCGGAACCCGUAAAUAUCGAGGUUGGCAGGCUGUUGAGGAUGUCCACGAUCGUGUCACACGUCAGCGUGAGAUUAUCAGGCUGUUUCUAUCCACAACGGGUGAAGAUGCCCUUGCUAUUCCCGACAUCUUAGACAAGCCCAUCACGCUGUUGAUGGAAAAGCUUCAGGCAAUCCAGCGGGCGCAACAACCUCUGAACGAGAAGGCUGAUGAUGUUAACAAGAUACUUGCGGAGGUCAGAUCGAUUCACGCGACCGUUAAAAGGGAGUACAACGAGGCAGUUUCGCACACCUCAGUCGUCUAUCCAGAGUUAUCCCAUGUUGUCGCCCUGGUAGAAAAGUACCAAGACCAGUACCAACAGAUCUGGGAGUUCGGCAUGGACGUGUUAACGUUCGUCCUGGAUACAAUUACACCUUUCUGGAGAAACUAUGGAAAGACUAUCAUGGAAGAUAUCCAAGACUUUCUUAUCAUCCCUUGGUACCGGAAUGAAUUCACUGGAGAGCCCAAGCGUUACCCAGUGGAGUCCUUUCCUCGUCGAUCUGUACGCCACUGGUUCUCUUUCUUGGGGCUGUUUGCUUUUAUUAUCUUGAUUGCUUUCCUCCAAGCACGCGCCGCAAUUACCUCCACAUGGCAUUACAGGCUACUCUGGAUUGAUAACCAUGGGGUUCGGUGGGCGAUUCUACCACUCUUUUGGGUUGCAAUUGUCAUCCAGUGGGUUGCUGUUAUCAUCGAACUUUGCAUCGUCUUCUUGCAGGCUGCUGUCGUCUCGUGGUGGCUAGGUUGGCUUGUUGGGCUCUGCACGUAACUUCCCCAUGCUUCUAAGUUUCAUCCCAUGCAUUCAUUAGUAUACCUUUAACUUGCGUCAUAAUCGUACAUCAUACACGAUACCAUCAACUCUAUUUAUAUAUUCAGAUCAUCA